AUGGACCUCCUCUCGAGCGUCCGCAAAUCCGGCUCCCGCGGCGGCGUCAACUUCAGCUGGGACGAGGUCGCGCAAUCCAGCCACCGCGAGAACUACCUUGGCCACAGUCUCAAGGCCCCCGUCGGCCGCUGGCAAAAGGGUCGUGAUCUGAACUGGUACGCCAAGUCCGACGAUAAGCCCGGCGACAGCAACGAGACGGACCAGGAGCGAGAGGAGCGCGAGCGCCGCGAGGAACUGCGCAAGGUCAAAGAGGCGGAAGAAGACGCCCUCGCGCGCGCGCUGGGAUUGCCCGUUCCGAAACGGGACACGUCGGGCGCGAAUUCUAUCGAAGUCACCGGGUCGCGUAACAUUGGACCUGCGCCUAUGCCUGUUCCGGAAGAGAAGGGCGGGCUCGUAGUAAAGGACAAGAGGGAGAGACGGGAAAGAGAUGAAGAUAGGCAUCGGAGGAGAAGACAUCGGAGCCGGAGCCCGAGGCGGGAGAGGAGGAGAGAUGAUGACAGGCGCAGGAGCCGAGAAAGGGAUCGUGGGGACGACCGGCGUCAUCAAGAGCGAGAUGGCGACCGCGAGGAGCGAGUAAGAGAUCGCGACGAGAAUCGUGAGAGACGGCACCGGAGAGCGAGAAGUGGUAGCCGAGGCCAUGAGCGCGAGCGCAAGGAGCACCGUCGGAGGAGCAGGAGCAGAGAAGGUCAGCGACCGCGGUCGAGAGAUCGCAGACGCAGCCCGGAUGAGCGCCGUCGGUGA
Molecule: messenger RNA, 741 nt
Organism: Colletotrichum truncatum
Lineage: Eukaryota; Fungi; Ascomycota; Sordariomycetes; Glomerellales; Glomerellaceae
Product: kinase phosphorylation protein
Source: RefSeq, a predicted model, not a curated record